GACGCGCCUUUUGCUUCUGCUUUCUACAGCUCUUUUCCUUGCCGUGUCUUUUUACUUUGUUUUAGUCCUUGGAAAUAGUAAAGAUUAAAGACACAAGAUACUUCAAUCAUUUUCUGCAAAAUUUUCGAGGAUGGACUCCCAUCAACCAAGUCAGGAGCGAGAUUCUGUACCGCCGCCACCCACCAUUCGAAAUGCCUAUCCCGACGACACCAUUCGUAUUAUGCUUGCAACAGACAAUCACAUCGGUUAUUUGGAAAGAGACCCUAUUCGAGGACAAGACUCGAUCAACACUUUCCGCGAGAUUUUGCAGUUGGCAGUGAAAUAUGAUGUAGACUUCAUCCUUCUCGCUGGAGACCUUUUCCAUGAAAACAGACCAUCCAGGGAUUGUUUAUACCAAGUCAUUGCUCUCCUUAGAGAAUACACAUUAGGCGAUAAGCCAGUCCAAGUAGAACUUUUGAGUGAUCCGGAAGAAGGUAAAGCAGAGGGCUUCAACUUCCCAGCUAUUAAUUAUGAGGACCCAAAUCUCAACGUCGGUAUCCCGGUUUUCUCAAUUCACGGUAAUCAUGAUGACCCCCAAGGCGCUGGUCCAGAAGGUGCUCUCUGUGCCCUGGAUGUCCUAUCCGUCUCUGGUUUGAUGAAUUACAUGGGAAAAUUUGACCUUCCUAUCAAAGAUGCAGAAUCAACUGGGAUUGCAGUACGCCCGGUCCUCCUACGCAAAGGUAACACACAGCUAGGUCUUUAUGGAGUUGGCAAUGUCAAAGAUCAGAGAAUGCAUUUUGAGCUCCGGAGCAAUCGUGUACGGAUGUAUAUGCCAAGGAACAAAGACGAGUGGUUCAAUAUAUUACUUCUGCAUCAGAACCGUGUGCGCCACGGCCCUCAGGAGUACGUUCCAGAGGGCAUGUUUGAUGACAGCAUUGACUUAGUCGUGUGGGGUCACGAGCACGAUUGUCGAAUAGUACCUGAGAUUGUAGCUGGAAAACCGUAUCUCAUCACGCAACCUGGCUCAUCCGUAGCUACGUCGCUAGCAGAUGGAGAGGCCAUAGAGAAACAUGUCGCACUGCUUCAAAUACAAGGCAAAGAAUUUCAAUUGACGCCAAUACCUCUGCGGACAGUACGGCCUUUUGUCUUGGAGGACAUCCACCUUGGUGAAGUAUCCGACGAGGAGGGACUUGACCUUGGUGAUCAAAUGGCAAUAUCCAAGUUUUUGAAGUCAAGGGUCAAUGCAUUGAUUGAUCGAGCCAAUGCACUCUGGGACGAACGUAAUGCUAGGGCAGUAGAGGACGGAGAAGAAGAACUUCCCCGGAUGCUACCUUUAGUUCGUCUGAAGGUCGACACCACGGGCGUCAGCGAAAUGUCCAACCCUAUACGGUUCGGUCAGGAGUUUCAAGGACGCAUUGCUAAUCCUCGUGAUGUCCUCGUCUUUCACCGUUCGAAGAAAUCGGCCGCCCGCAACGCCAAAGUGGCUAUCGAUCAACCCGAACUCAGCAUUGAUGAUCCUGAGUUAUCGAUAUCCGAGAAACUCUCAAAGGUACGCGUGCAGACGCUUGUAAGGGAAUAUUUGGCUCCCCAAGAGCUGCAACUAUUGGGAGAAGCAGGCAUGUCAGAUGCUAUCCAAAUGUUCGUGGAGAAAGAUGAUCCUCACGCUAUCCAAUCGCAUGUAUCUGUUGCUUUACGUUCAUUAAUGAAAGGGGUAGCAGCUAACGGAGACGUUAACGAGGGUGAUCUCGACGAUGUGCUUCUCAAAGCUAAAGAGAGACAGGAUAAGGAAUACAUCGAGAAAGUGAGGACAGGAAAAUCAUCCAAUGCCAAGGGCAAGGCAAAAGCGACGGGCGAUGAGUCUGACGCUGCAUCUGUCGAUUCUAUGAUGAUGGACGUGGACGCUGCCGGUGGCUCCGAUUUCGAAGCACAGUCUGACGAGCCUCGGCCCAAGAAAACUACUGCAAGGAAGCCUGCAGCGGCCAAAGCAUCCGCAAAAAAAGCACCUGCGAAGGGACGUGGCAAGAAAGCUGUCGUUCCAGAAUCCGAUGAGGAAAUAAUAGACCUCUAUGACGACGACGACGAUGAGGAAGAGGAACCCCCAAAAACUGCGAGAAGGACUAAUCGUGCCGCAGUACUCAGUCAACCUAGUACGGCAGCCAAAAAAACUCCGGCCAAAAGGGCGGCCGUCACGAAGUCUAAACCGUCAACUCAAUCGUCUCAAGCAACGCUGAGCUUUGCUCCAUCUGGAAGAACAUCCAAUCGAGCCGCUGCUUCCAAGGCUCGAGGGAAGAUGACGGAAGUGCUCGAUCUGGAUAGUGACUAGCGAUGUUGGUAACCAGUAUGACCGUGCCAACUUUUAUGUUAAAGAGGGAACAUAUUGAUUUCAUUUUUGUCUAACGUAUACGGAGGUUAAAUGCGUCGGCACUAUUCCAACUAUUGGUGCCGUCUCGGAAAAAUCUGGUCUUUGUUUUACAAUUGUUUGGUUGAACGGAUCUCCUUUUCUCAUCAUUGACAUUCCACUCCAUGUUCAGUCUAGUUCUCGCAUUGCUGUUGUGUCCGCUAUUUAAAUCCGAUUAAUGG
Serpula lacrymans var. lacrymans S7.9 is the source of this 2559-nucleotide messenger RNA. RefSeq lists its product as uncharacterized. The transcript is spliced from 15 exons. The record is from RefSeq and is a predicted model, not a curated record. NCBI's taxonomy places the organism in Eukaryota, Fungi, Basidiomycota, Agaricomycetes, Boletales, Serpulaceae. Gene Ontology annotation, biological process: double-strand break repair via homologous recombination; meiotic DNA double-strand break formation; double-strand break repair via nonhomologous end joining. Gene Ontology annotation, cellular component: nucleus; Mre11 complex. The coding region runs from base 131 to 2302 and encodes 723 amino acids. Gene Ontology annotation, molecular function: 3'-5'-DNA exonuclease activity; DNA endonuclease activity; manganese ion binding.